UACAGGCGGUGACUUUAACCACUCCGUUAAACUUAAACGGGCAAUGUUUAGAAUAAGAGCAGGUAAAGUCGAGAACGUUGCUGGUGUGCAGUGGUAAACGGGAUAAACGAAGUAACUGCGUUUUUUAGCUAAACAGACUGGUUAACAGCGGGUAUAUACCGCUUUUAUCACUCUAACGCUACCCCCAGAAUGACGAGUAAAAUAGAGACGGUUUCGGACUUUUAACAACAUCGGGACACAGCUAACUUAGCUUAAAGCAAGAAACAAACUAACGUUAGCUUAACUGGGGACGUUUGUAAACGUUUGUUGGGUUUAGUUUUUCCGUUAUACAGUACAGCACCGACGCUGACGGUAACUUAACAUCAGGUUAGCAUUAGUUAACACUAUCGAAAAAAGCUACAAACUCCAAAGUCGAGUCGAUUUCCAAGCCGUUUAACGUGGCCCACUUUAAUACAAAAUAGAAUUUUGUUGACUUCGAAUCAAAAAGAUUUCUACUUGAACAGAAAUAAACACUGGACAUUAACGUACCUACAUCAAGGAGCUGAAUGGCCUCCGUUGUAGCGGUGAAAACUGAGAAGCGACCUGCAGCUGAUUCUCAGGAUGCAGACUCAAAUGCAAAAAAGCCCAGGAAACUGCUGCCCAGCCUGAAGACCAAGCGAGCCCCCGAGCUGGUCCUGGUGAUUGGCACAGGGGUGAGCUCUGCAGUGGCCCCUCAGGUCCCUGCACUCCGCUCCUGGAAAGGCCUCAUCCAAGCCUUACUUGAUGCAGCAAAUGACUUUGACCUACUAGAGGAGGAGGAGAGCCGGCGUUUCCAGAAGCACAUGCAGGAAGAUAAGAAUUUGGUGCAUGUGGCCCAUGACCUCAUUCAGAAACUUUCCCCGAGAACAGGAAACGUGCGAUCUACAUUCUUCAAGGACUGUCUAUACGAGGUGUUUGAUGACUUGGAGUGCAAGAUGGAGCAUGCAGGGAAACAUCUACUGCGCUCAGUGUUGCAGUUAAUGGAGAGCGGUGCACUAGUCCUCACCACUAACUUUGACAACUUGUUGGAGAUAUAUGCAGCUCACCAGGGCACCAAGCUGGAGUCUUUGGACCUGACAGAUGAGAAAAAGGUGUUGGAGUGGGCUCAGGAAAAACGGAGGUUAAGUGUUCUGCAUAUCCACGGUGUUUACACCAACCCCAGUGGUAUUGUACUGCACCCUGCUGGCUACCAGAAUGUACUGAGGAACACUGAGGUCAUGCGCGAGAUCCAGAAGCUGUAUGAGACCAAAUCAUUCGUAUUUCUUGGCUGUGGGCGCACAGUGGACGACACAACCUUCCAGGCUCUGUUCUUGGAGGCAGUCAAACACAAGUCGGACCUGGAGCACUUCAUGCUUGUGCGGCGCGAGGACGUGGGUGAGUUCAAGAAGCUGCGUGACAACAUGCUGGACAAGGGCAUCAAAGUCAUCUCCUAUGGAGACGAGUAUGCCGACCUGCCUGAGUACUUCGAGAGGCUGGCCAAUGAGAUCUGCAACCGUGAUGUGUCUACCAAUGGCUGGGGGUCUCCCUCACAAAAUGGUGAAGAGCAGCAGAAUGGAUUUAACACACAGAAAAGCCUCCUUCAAGACUAUCAUUCCUGACAGGCACACGGUCGGGAUCAGUAUCAGUCAUUUUCCUCCACAGCUCCGUCAAGAGAUCAGUGUAUUUCGAGUAGUACUCGAUUGUGAUUUCAUUCGGUGGAUUUAGGAAUCCAGGAACAUUAUGGGCCAUGGGAGACCUAAAAGCUGUCAGUAUUUUGCAGAUAUUUAAGGUAAUCGUCAACACUAAUACCCAACCUCACGGAUCCCACUGUACUGUAUUUAAAUGAUGCUGAAACCUCAACAUUUGGGAUGCUAAAUGCCAAUUUAAAUAUGCAGAUGAUGCAAUGAUAAGCUGCUUGGAUUUGGACAUACAUUUAUCAAGAAUGCAGUUAAACAAACUGCAUCACCGUCACCUACCUGCCCUAUUAUGAAAAGCUCUAGGUGGAAGCUGUAACGCACAUCACAUGUUCUCAACUGAAAACAAUCUUGGCGAUAUAUAAGGAUUGUAUCUGUCAUGCUCAACCCUGACACCAGAAAAACUUGAUUUGCACAUUACUGGCAGGGGAAUGGGAAUGGUGGAAACUUCUCAGUCAUGGAUGGUUACUUGGUUUUGCAAACACAUAAAUGUUAUGAUUCUGUCCUCAACUUUAAGUUCAGGAGAGUAUGUUUUCAUAGCUGUUUUCAUAGCAGAGACGCUCUGCCAGUAGCAAUCACUUUGCCACUCCUUUGCUGAAAAUAAAUAAAAUGUUCUUUGUAA
This is a messenger RNA of Seriola dumerili (greater amberjack), 2313 nucleotides long. RefSeq names its product family with sequence similarity 118 member B (gene siral1). The transcript is spliced from 8 exons. Lineage: Eukaryota; Metazoa; Chordata; Actinopteri; Carangiformes; Carangidae. Bases 546 to 1616 code for a protein of 356 amino acids. The record is from RefSeq and is a predicted model, not a curated record.